Messenger RNA from Pogonomyrmex barbatus (red harvester ant), 1188 nucleotides. RefSeq lists its product as uncharacterized. The record is from RefSeq and is a predicted model, not a curated record. Gene Ontology annotation, biological process: sensory perception of smell; detection of chemical stimulus involved in sensory perception of smell. Gene Ontology annotation, cellular component: plasma membrane. Gene Ontology annotation, molecular function: odorant binding; olfactory receptor activity. NCBI's taxonomy places the organism in Eukaryota, Metazoa, Arthropoda, Insecta, Hymenoptera, Formicidae.
AUGAGCUGUAUCGUAGAGAGAUAUUUCAAUUUAAACAGAAUUCUUUUAUUGCUAGUAGGUUUAUGGCCUUAUCAAAAAUCAAAACUUGCUCAAUUUCAAUUGAUUUGCUUCUUUAGUAUUCUUGUAACCUUUAUUGUAUUCCAGUUAACAACAUUUAUGACUUUAAAAUGUACUAUAAAUAACAUAAUAAAGAUCUUAUCUGAUACAUUUAGUAUCCUUAUCCUUGUCAUAAAAUACAAUUCGUUUUACAUUAAUAGUAACACAGUGAAAUAUUCAAUGGAACAACUUCAGCGUAUCCAUGAUGAGUUAAAAGAUAGUAACGAAAUUGCCAUCAUAGAAAAGUAUGGAAAUGAUGCAAAACGUUAUACGACUAUACUUACAAUAAUGUUGUUUAGGUUUUUUAUCUGCAGUUUAAGUAUAGCUGUUAGUGCUCAAUUGUGGCCGGAUUUAAUGUAUGUUAUUUCAUUUGCAAAUAAAUCUCGAUAUCAUCUAUAUUUUUCAACAGAAUAUUUCAUCGAUCAAGAAAGAUAUUUUUAUUUACUAUUAUUCCACACAAAUGCAGCUGUAUGCAUAGGAUUAAUUGUCUUACUAGCGACAGGAACAUUGCUCAUAGCAUAUUUUCAGCAUGCUUGUGGAAUGUUUAAAAUUGCUAGUUAUCGUAUUGAGAACGCAUUAGAAAUUUAUGUAUCAAAAAUCAAUCUAAAAAAUGAGUAUUUGGUUUAUAGAAGUCUUAUUUAUGCUGUACAUAUUCACCAAAAAGCUAUGAUGUUUUCCGAAUAUGUAAUAUCUAGAUUUGAAAUAUCUUUUAUGCUUUUAAUCUUUUUUGGAGUAAUAACUAUGAGCCUCAAAAUAUAUCAAAUUUUUCAGAUCAUAUCAACUACAUAUAAUAUUGAGGAACUUCUCCUAACAUUUAUAGGAACAUUGUUUUGUCUAUUAUAUAUGUUCUUAGCUAAUCUUGUCGGACAAAAUAUUACGGAUCACUGUAAUCUUGUAUCUACUACGGCAUAUGAAGUUCGAUGGUACAUAACUCCUCCACAGAUACAAAAAAUGAUCCUAUUUCUUUUGCAAAGGGGCACUAAGACUUUCGGCUUGAAUGUCGGUGGACUGUUUAUAGCAUCUUUAGAGUGUUUUGCUACGCUAGCAAAUGCGUCGUUAUCUUAUUUUACUGUCAUGUAUUCUAUGCAAUAA